Athene cunicularia (burrowing owl) is the source of this 637-nucleotide messenger RNA. RefSeq names its product neuromedin U (gene NMU). The record is from RefSeq and is a predicted model, not a curated record. The transcript has 10 exons. Lineage: Eukaryota; Metazoa; Chordata; Aves; Strigiformes; Strigidae. Gene Ontology annotation, molecular function: neuromedin U receptor binding. Gene Ontology annotation, biological process: regulation of smooth muscle contraction. Bases 34 to 438 code for a protein of 134 amino acids.
UCACCAGCACCAAUCUCCCUCCCAGGUGCACCAAUGCCAUCCCAAGCACUUGAAGCAGAUGAGGAUUUGCAGCUGUGGAAAGAGAUAGAUGAUGCAUGUUCUGCCUACCUGUCUACAGAUUCUCAGCUUCAGGUGUCCAAUACAAUGGAAGAACUUUGCUUUUUGGUCAUGGGAUUUCUUCAGAAACCACAGGGUUUAGAUGAAAAAGACAACACCAAAAGGUUCUUAUUUCAUUAUUCUAAGACUCAUGACUCAGGCAACUCAGACACCGUGUCGUCUGUCCUGCAUCCUUUGCUGCAACUCGUUCCCCAGCUUAAUGAGAGAAGACUGAAGAGAUACAAAGCGGACGAAGAUCUUCAAGGACCUGGAGCGAUUCAAAGCAGAGGCUACUUUUUCUACAGGCCACGCAAUGGAAGGAGAUCAGUGGAUUUUCGCUAAGGAGGAUUUUACAUUCCUGACCUAGAACUAAUGCUGCAGGAAUGCUGAGUACAUGGACAUACUGUUUUCCUUAUAAAAAUUAUUCGUUACUAAUGUACAAUUAAAAAUCAUUAGAAUGUAAAUGUUAUUAAAUUUGAUUGCAUUAAGGAUUCAAAUGUUUCUUUACUUUGUUGAUUAUAUUAAAAGCAUCCUAAAAUUA